Molecule: messenger RNA, 1166 nt
Organism: Rhizophagus irregularis DAOM 181602=DAOM 197198
Lineage: Eukaryota; Fungi; Glomeromycota; Glomeromycetes; Glomerales; Glomeraceae
Biological process (GO): protein phosphorylation; signal transduction
Cellular component (GO): cytoplasm
Molecular function (GO): protein kinase activity; ATP binding
Source: RefSeq, a predicted model, not a curated record
CUUCUAUUAUAAAAAAAAAAAAAUUAUGGAAAACAAUUGCACAGAUUGUUAUAAUCCUACAACUUUUGGUUGGUGUAUGAAAUGUGAAACUAAUUACAUGAAGGGAAAAUUUCUUUAUUGGUCGUCGGAAAAUAAAGAGAUUGAUGAAUUGAUCUGUCACACUCAACUAAAUGCUUCUCAUGCUUAUGAUUACCUGGAAUGGAUUCCAUUCGAGGCAUUUGAUAAGGUAACAAAUAUUGGGAGAGGUGGAUUGAGUAGCGUUUAUUCAGCUCUUUGGAUGGAAGGACCAAGACAGAAAUGGGAUUAUACCACACAAAUAUGGACUCGAACCGGCCCAAUCAAGGUUGCUUUGAAACAUCUUGUUAAUUCACUAAAUAUUUCAGGUUCUUAUGUUGAUCAGAUUAAAGCACAUUAUAAAUGUAUACAAUCAGACCUAUUUGUUAAAAUAUUUGGGAUUACAAAAGAUCCAACGUCAAACUAUAUGAUCGUUAUGAAGUAUUCCGAAAAUGGCAACUUAUAUCAAUACCUCAAUCGUUCCAAAGGAAUUCUUCUUUGGGGAGAUAAAAUAAAAAUGUCACAAAAAAUCACUAAAGGUCUUGAAAAAGUUCAUAUUGAAGGAAAAACUCAUAGAAAUCUUCACGGAGGAAAUUUACUUAUUGAGGAUGAAGAAAACUCUAUAGACGCUCGUAUUGGCGAUGUGGGCCUUUAUGGACCAUGUUAUGAUCAUGAAAAUGAAAAUUCAGGUCAGAUAUAUGGAGUUUUACCAUAUACCGCGCCGGAAGUCUUACGUGGUGAAGAUUAUACUUCUGCUUCUGACAUUUAUUCGUUAGGCAUUAUUAUGAAUACUCUUGCAACUGGAGAGAGACCUUGGUAUAAUAGAGCACACGAUUAUAAUUUGGCAAAAGAUAUAUGUAAUGGUUUAAGACCUGCAAUUCCAGAUGAUACACCGAAAUUUUAUGCAGAUUUAAUGCAACAAUGUUGGAGCAAUGAACCAGAAAAUCGUCCAACCGCAUCUUUUAUAUAUAAAAGACUAAGUUGGUACAAUUUAUUUUGUGAUUAUAAUUAUUAUGAUGAAAAAAACAGAUAUAAAAUGCAUCCUCAUCUGAAAAUACAUCCAGAAGCAUAUUAUACAAGUAGGCUUUUGUAUUUUCCCGAAUUGUAAUAUA